Molecule: messenger RNA, 9387 nt
Organism: Corvus hawaiiensis (hawaiian crow)
Lineage: Eukaryota; Metazoa; Chordata; Aves; Passeriformes; Corvidae
Gene: UNC5D
Product: unc-5 netrin receptor D
Exons: 16
Coding region: 303-3104 (933 amino acids)
Biological process (GO): netrin-activated signaling pathway
Cellular component (GO): membrane
Molecular function (GO): protein binding; netrin receptor activity
Source: RefSeq, a predicted model, not a curated record
GCGGCCCCGGAGUCGGCGGCGGCCGGAGCGGGGAGCGGAGCCCGCAUCGCAUCCCCGGGAGCCGCAUCCCCCGGACCCCAACAGCGAGGCAGAGCGGGGGAGAGGAGCGGGGAAAACCGCCCAAAAAGCCCCCAGUCCCCAGCGAAUUCUCUGGCUGGAGCUCGGCUCCGGAGGGAGCGGGAGCGGCUCCACAUCCCCGGGGCUCCGCAUCCCUGGCUCCGCAUCCCCGGGGCUCCGCAUCCCUGGCUCCGCAUCCCCGGGGCUCCGCAUCCCGUCUCCAUCCUCGGCGCUGCGGGUUCAGCAUGGGCGGGGGAGCCCCGCGCCUGCACCGGCGGCUGCUGCUGCUGCUGGGGCUGUGCAGCUGGACGGCCGCGCUGCGAGGAAAUGAGAACAGCGAGUCCCUGCCCGAGUCCAUCCCCUCCGCCCCGGGGACUCUGCCCCAUUUCCUGGAGGAGCCGGACGAUUCCUACAUCAUCAAGAGCAACCCCAUCGUGCUGCGCUGCAGGGCCGUGCCCGCCAUGCAGAUCUUCUUCAAGUGCAACGGGGAGUGGGUGCACCAGAACGAGCAUGUGUCCCACGAGAGCCUGGACGAGGCCACAGGGCUGAAGGUCCGGGAGGUUUCCAUCAACGUGACGAGGCAGCAGGUGGAGGAUUUCCAUGGCCCGGAGGAUUACUGGUGCCAGUGCGUGGCCUGGAGCCACCUGGGCACCUCCAAGAGCAGGAAGGCGUCCGUGCGCAUCGCUUAUCUACGGAAGAACUUCGAGCAAGACCCCCAGGGCAAGGAGGUUCCCAUCGAGGGGAUGAUUGUCCUGCACUGCCGGCCCCCUGAGGGUGUCCCCGCAGCCGAGGUGGAGUGGCUGAAGAACGAGGAGCCCAUCGAUUCCAACCUGGACGAGAACAUCGACACCAGGGCCGACCACAACCUCAUCAUCCGCCAGGCGCGCCUGUCCGACUCGGGCAACUACACCUGCAUGGCUGCCAACAUCGUGGCCAAGAGGAGGAGCCUGUCAGCCACUGUGGUGGUCUACGUGAACGGGGGCUGGUCCUCGUGGACGGAGUGGUCUAGCUGCAACGCGCGCUGCGGCCGGGGCUGGCAGAAACGCUCGCGCACCUGCACCAACCCCGCGCCCCUCAACGGGGGAGCCUUCUGCGAGGGCAUGUCCGUGCAGAAAAUCACCUGCACCUCCCUCUGCCCCGUGGACGGGAGCUGGGAGGUGUGGAGCGAGUGGUCGGUGUGCAGCCCCGAGUGUGAGCACCUGAGGGUGCGGGAAUGCGCCGCGCCAGCCCCCAGGAACGGGGGCAAGCACUGCGAGGGCCUGAGCCAGGAGUCGGAGAACUGCACCGAGGGGCUGUGCAUCCAAGAUGUGGAGCGCGGCGGGGACAUCGCGCUGUACUCGGGGCUGGCGGCGGCGGUGCUGGCGGUGGCCGUGCUGGCGCUGGGGGUGACCCUGUACCGGCGCAGUCAGAGUGAGUACGGCGUGGAUGUCAUUGAUUCCUCUGCACUCACGGGAGGCUUCCAGACUUUUAAUUUUAAAACAGUCAGACAAGGUAACUCCCUGCUCCUGAACUCGUCCCUGCAGCCCGACCUGACGGUCAGCAGGACCUACAGCGGCCCCAUCUGCCUGCAGGACCCCCUGGACAAGGAGCUGAUGACGGAGUCGUCGCUGUUCAACCCCCUGGCAGACAUCAAGGUCAAGGUGCAGAGCUCCUUCAUGGUGUCCCUGGGUGUCACCGAGAGAGCUGAGUACCAGAGCAAGGCCCACCCCGGGACCUUCCCCCACGGGAACCACAGGGCCUUCGGGACAAUCCAGGCCAGGAACAAGGCCAUGUACAUCCAGAACCUGGCCUCCAUCUCCACCAGCAGCGAGCUGAGGACCACGGCCCUGUUCGGGCACCUGGGGGGCCGUUUGGUGGUUCCAAACACAGGGGUCAGUCUGUUGAUCCCACACGGAGCUAUUCCUGAGGAGAGUUCGUGGGAGAUCUACCUGGCCAUCACGCAGAAGGAGUCCAGCCUUGAGCCAGAGGGCCCCGAGGUGCUGCUGGGGCCCGAGGUGAGCUGCGGGCCCCCCGAGCUGAGCGUGAGCACUCCCUUCGCGCUGACCAUCCCGCACUGCGCCCACGCCGACCCCCAGCACUGGAACAUCCACCUCAAAAGGAGGACUCAGCAGGGGAAGUGGGAGGAAGUGAUGUCUGUGGAAGAGGAAACUACUUCUUGCUACUGCCUGUUGGAUCCUUAUGCCUGUCACAUUCUCUUAAACAGCUUUGGAACUUAUGCCCUAAUUGGGGAACCCAUCUCUGACUGCGCCGUUCGACAGCUGAAAGUCGCCGUUUUUGGCUGCCUGUCUUGCAAUUCUCUGGAUUACAAUCUGAGGGUUUAUUGUAUGGAUAACACCCCUUGUGCGUUCCAGGAAGUGGUUUCAGAUGAAAGACUCCAAGGAGGGCAAUUGCUGGAGGAGCCCAAACUUUUGCAUUUUAAAGGCAACACCUGCAGCCUCCAGAUCUCAGUGCUGGACGUCCCUCCCUUCCUGUGGAGGAUCAAACCCUUCACGGCGUGUCAGGAGGUGCCGUUCUCCCGCGUGUGGCGUGGCAGCCCCCGGCCCCUGCUCGGCGCCUUCUCCCUGGAGCGCUUCAGCCCCGCCACCACCCAGCUGUGCUGCAAGGUGUGCGUCCGGCAGCUGCAGGGCCACGAGCAGCUGCUGCACAUCCAGACCUCCGUCCUCGAGACUGAGAGGGAGAACAUCACCUUCUUUGCACACGAGGACAGCAACUUCCCCGCCCAGCUGGGCCCCAAGGCCUUCAAGAUCCCGCACUCGAUCCGGCAGCGGAUCUGCGCCACCUUCGACGCCCCCAGCGCCAAGGGCAAGGACUGGCAGAUGCUGGCCCAGAAAAACAGCAUCAACAGGAAUCUCUCGUUCUUUGCCACCCAGAGCAGCCCCUCCGCUGUCAUCCUGGACCUGUGGGAGGCGCGGCACCAGCACGACGGGGACCUGGACUCGCUGGCCUGCGCCCUGGAGGAGAUAGGAAGGACACACUCCAAAGUCUCAGACGUGGCAGAGCCCGAGCUCGAGGAGCCCGAGUUCCCCUCCAGCAGGAACGGGCUUUAGUCCCUCUGUACCCCCAGGACGCGCGGCCAGCCCGGCUCUGACACUGGGGCAGGGGACAGGAGGGUUUGUGCCCCGUGGGGAUGGACUCACCCCACACAGCAGUGGCAGUGGGAGGAGCAGAAGCAGCCCUGCUAAAAAUCCUCUGGUGAUCAGGAAAAUGAGAUUCUCCCUGUCCUCCUCCACUUAAAAUCCGUCUUUUGGUGUCCCGAACAAAGCUGCACUUCUGCCAGCCCCGGGGCAGGAAGGAGAGGGACACAGAGCCAUAAGAGGUAAAUGUUAUCGUGUAUUUAGGAACCAGUCAUGUCAAUGUAAUGCCUAGUGAAAAUCAACAAAUGAUGUUGGAUAUUUAGAGCCACUGGAGGUUAACCCCGGUUAAAAGGUUUCUCACUUCGAGAGUGGUUUAAAAUCCCAUCACAUUGUCACUUUAUGUCUGCUACAGGAAAACUGAAAAUUUGGCCUUAUCCUGUUCGGAUGUUUGAGGAAUUAGAAGAUCUCAUAAUUAUAUCAUGUGUAUUCCAAAUAAUUUCUUUGAAAAAUUUAGUCCCUUAAUGAAUGUAUGUUUGCUGCAGAGCUUUGCUGCCUGCCCUGUUACCAAAAUGACAGAACGAACCCCUUCUCCCUGAGACUGGGGGGUGUGCACACGCAAGAGGAAUUUUCUAAUUUUCUACGUCUGCAAACUUUCUUAGUCAAAAACUGUCUUUGGGGGUGGAUUUAAAUAACCAAAUAACACACGGGAAAUUUCCAGCCCUGUUUUAGCGAGUUGAGACAUUUAUUUUUAUUACUUCAUGCUCUGGGGCUGAGCUAAGGAAAGGUGAAGGCAAUCAGCACAGCUUCGUUUUGGUUUGGUUUCAGACUGAAACCACAAACCCCACAUGGCACUGCCAACACUGGCCUUGAUUCUGUUGCACAUUUCGGGAAUUUCACAGGAUCCAGAGCUGGCUGUGUUACACUUGGUUUAGUUACAAAUUCACCACCAAAAUCAGAGCCUAACCAGAGAAUUCGCCUCAUUUUUAUCCGUUCCAUACAAAUAUGAUUUCUGACUUCACCCAAACCAAAAAGAGCUGUCACUGUGAGCGAGGGCCUGGUGGAGCUGGUACUGAGCCAAAUCUCACCAUUAUUUUGACCAUUCUUUUCACCCACAUCCUUCACCAAUUCGUGUGGCUGCCAGGGGCACAGCCAGGAGAAAGCAGGAACAGAAAUGAGGCUUUGGGAGCUUUGUGGAAAUGCAGGAAACUGAAAACAAGGAUUUGGGGGCUUUUUUAGCCUCGUGAGAGAGCAGCACAACAGGGCAGGUCCAGUCUGGAACUAUUCCUUCACCCGGGAUUGCAGUGUGAAAACCUCAACAACAACAACAACAACCACCACAACUCUCUCCUGGCUCCUGCUGCUCUGAACUUGCAAAUGUCGCUGCUCUCCCAGCUCAGAAAUACCCUGAGACUUGGGAAUCCUGAGACUUGGGAAUCCUGAGACCUGUGCAAACAUUUCCUGCAGCUCAGCGUCUCCCGCAGCCUGGCAGGAGCUCCUGCGUGCAGGGGCAGCGCGGCGGCUGCCAGCAGAUUGAGGGGCAGACAGAAAUACCGGCAGAGCCGGCAGCAAGCUGUCACUGCUUUUAGCAGCACAUGCUCCUCGCUGGGCUGGAAUUAUAUUUCCAGUGACUGCCAGUCCUCCUCCUCAGAAACCUGUUCUUCGUUGGACAAAAUGUCAGGCAUUAGAAAAAACAAAAUAAGGAAUGGCAUCCAGGGAAAAGCGGCAGUGUCUGUGAGCUGCCGUUGUCGGGGAAACCGGCCCCAGACUGUCUCCAGCAGGGAAUUUGUUCUCAGCGCCUCAGAUCAGCUCUGGUUCUUGAGCAGGCUGGGGCUGGGUCCCCCAGCAGAGCCCCAGCCAGGCCUGCAGGUGCUGCAGGGCCAUUCCCGAGAGCUGCAUCCUCCUGCUCUGUUUUCCAAACCCCUGGGAGCUCCCCUGACAUCCCGGGCCCCAAGGAGCUCCUGUGAGCUCAGCCCUCCCAUCUUCUCCCCAGGGAACACCCAGGGGUUCUGUCAAGCCUUGGGAGCUCUGGAGACCCUCCCAGUGCAGGACACCCAGCUCUGGUGGGAGCAGAGCCCAGCCUGGGCUGGUCCCCCAAAGCUCAGCUCGGAGGGACCCCAGCCCUGCACUGGAAUCCCAGUUCCACCGACAAUCCCAUGGAGUUCAUGUCCUGAAAGGGAAUAAAUGUCCAAACUGGACCAUGCCAGAAGGAAACUGUUUCCUCGUGGCCUGGGGCAGGGCUCACUUGGAUUUUGCCCUUUAGGUUUUGCUCCCUGGUUUUCCUUCCCUUUGGCUAAAGCAGUUCUCUGUUGCUGAUCUCACUCUUUGAGAACCUGAAUAUCAACAGCUCUCGAGUUUUCCUUCCUACUCCUGACUGUUUUGAUGCUCUUAUAUCUUUAAAUGGACCAGAAAUGCCCCAAAUAUUUAUUUCCUUUCUCCCUUUCUCUUAAAAAGACCUUUUGGAAACCUGUUGCACAUAUUUACAUGAUUUGACCCAACACACAGAUGUAGAGGAGCACCUCUACAAAAGGAAAAGGAUUAGAGGCAAGAAAUUAAAAAUUCAUUCCUUUCUUCUGUUGUAUAAAUUACGAUAUUUGAAAAACAAUUUUCCCGAACUAGGAAGUAAAAGAAAGAGAAAUGUGAUUUUACCCCCUGUAGAUUCCACGUGGCUGCCCUGGCUCUGCUCAGAGGAAAGAGCCAUUCUGAUUUCACAUCACCAAAGAAUCUGCUUUAAUAGAUUUUCAUCUUCCUGAGCACUUUGCCCAGGUAUUUCUGUGCCGUGAGUCAUUCCAGACUAAUGGUUGCAUUUUAAAAAUGACUUCCAGCUCCGCCAGCACCAUAAAGCUCAUUUCCAUUUCAUACCGCCCUGCACUCCCACAGAAGUUUUAUUGGGAUUAUUGCCAUGGCUGAAAAGAUACCAACAGAAUUCUCUCAAAAUCCAGAGAACUGCUUUUGUCAUUGGUUUUAUCUCUGGCUGCAGCUGGGCCUGGGCACUGCUGGCUUUCAGGGACACUUACUCAGUAUAAAUCACCAAAAAGGGAUCUUGCAGGGUCCAGCGUAUUCACACCACACUGCAAGUCCAUUCUUCUUCCCCACUUGCAAGGCAGUGCUGUAUGAGUUUUAUCACAUUCAAUAACUGAUCAAUUCCAGAGCAGCUCAGGUCCCUGGUGAGUGAAACAAGGGAGGGACUGGGCUGGGCUCCUGGUCACCAUCGGAAUCUUCUUUCUCCAGGCUGUUUCUGCCUGUAAAACACAGAUUGCAGUGAAGAGCUGCCUUAGUUCUUGGCUGGUAAUUAAUGGAGUGGAAAACAGGAAAUGAGAUUUUAAGCCCUUGGCAGCCAUGGAUGAGCUCCAGGGUUGCCUCUCUGGCCUCUCCUUGACUGAUUCCCCCAAGGAGCUCUCACCUGUGGCACAGCAGGAGCAGGUGAGCAUCCCUCACCCAGAGCCUGUUCCACGCUACCCCUGCUGUGGAGCGUUUCCCAGGGCUUGUUCAUUGCUCGGAUGAGCUUUGGUGAAACUCCUCCCUGGACUCGGGGGGGUUUCUGUGACAGCACAUGGAACACAAAUCUGUCCUUCCUUGGACAUUCAUGAUGGUCUGGUUAAAAUUACCGAAAGGAUUCCUGAGCAAAUCCAGUAAUUAACCCACACGGUUCCUGCAGCCCCCACUGCCACUGCAGGUGCUGGUGAUCAUGACCCAUUCCCAGGUAUUUCUGUGCCGUGAGUCAUUCCAGACUAAUGGUUACAUUUUAAACUGGAACGCAGUCUUGCCUUUCCUCAUUGCCAAUACCAGCAGCAAUGGUAGCAAAAACCUCGUUUCCAACACAGACAGAAAGAAAUAAAUCACUCUAGGAUUAAGGACUCAUUCGGAGCAUCGAUGGAUGGUGACAGUGUCCGCAGGGCAGGAGGCAGAGCCGCUGCUCUGCUCCUGCCACGAGUGAAGGAGAACCUGUCCGUAUCCGUGUUCACUGUUCUGUCCAAAAAUCCAAUAAAUGUCUAGGAAUUUGCCACUAUAUUUUUUGUAUUAGAGGUGAAUAGUGCAGAUUCUACUGGUGUUUCUUGUCUGGGACUGGGGGGGUUGGGGGGGCUGUAGUUCUCAAGCUGUUGCAAAAGCUGCUUUAACUGAGCUGUGGAGUUGUCUUGGUUUGUGCUUUACAAGGGAGGGUCAGGACUCGUGGGCUGCGUGCCCUCCUCAUGCCACAGGGUGCCCAGAGCAGGAGCCACUGUGCCCUGCAGCCAGGGCUGAGCUGUCCCUGGGCUGGUGUGUGCCCACAGGGCCAUGGCUGUGCCGGCAGAGCCAUGGCUGUGCCUGCAGUGCCGUGGUUGUACCCGCAGAGCUGUGGUUGUACCUGCAGAGCUGUGGUUGUGCCCACAGGGCUGUGGUGGUACCCACAGGGCCGUGGUUGUGCCGGCAGAGCUGUGGUUGUGCCAGCAGAGCCACGGUUCUGCCCACAGGGCCGUGGUUGUGCCCACAGGGCCGUGGUUGUGCCCACAGGGCUGUGGUUGUGCCAGCAGAGCCACGGUUCUGCCCACAGGGCUGUGGUGGUACCCACAGGGCCGUGGUUGUGCUGGCAGAGCUGUGGUUCUGCCCACAGGGCCGUGGUUGUGCCCACAGGGCUGUGGUUGUGCCAGCAGAGCCAUGGUUGUGCCCACAGGGCUGUGGUUGUGCCCACAGGGCCAUGGUUGUACCCGCAGAGCUGCGGUUGUGCCCACAGGGCUGUGGUGGUACUCACAGGGCCGUGGUUGUACCCACAGAGCCAUGGUGGUACCCACGGGGCUGGGGUUGUGCCGGCAGAGCUGGGGUUGUGCCAGCAGAGCCGUGGUUGUGCCAGCAGAGCCGUGGUUGUGCCCACAGGGCCAUGGCUCUGCCCACAGCUGCUCCCUCCGUGUGCCUCGCGAGCCCUUGGUGCAGAGCGGAGCCCGUGUCACCCGUGUCACCCGUCACUGUACGUAGGCCUCGCUGUCCAGCCCCAGGAAAUGUGUAGCACUUCAUGAAGUUCAGGGUGUCCUGCACCGAGCUUGGCAUGGCGGGAGGGGAGGACAUGGAUCUGCCCCAGGAACAGGGAUGGUUCUUCCCAAACCCUGCCAGGACUGACGACACUUGGGUCUGGCAGUGUGAAACACCCAGCACCUGCCGUUCCCCACACUGGGAUUGGGAAUGUUGACCUAUGGCUGGGAUGUCUCCUCAAGCAAUCCCUUCAGGUUUCCCCAUUUGGGCACUGGGGAAGGAAUAUUUUUAGGUGAAGCUGUAGUUUUUUGCAUCCUUUCCCCUUUCAAACCCCAGCCCUCACUGCUGAGCCUCAGGGCUCCCUCAGUGCCUCACCGAGCUGGACGGGGCACACACGAACCCUGGGCUCACAAAUCCAGAUUCCUGGUACGGAUCUGGGAACAGCAAACUGGCAUCACCUAAUCUGGGAUUUGGGAGCGAGCAGAGCUGCCUCCUCCCACCUCUCAGUCAAAUUCCUCCCACUGUGACUCCGAUCCCGGCUGAUAAAUGGGUACAAAAACGUUAAAUGUGCACCUUCUGUUGAUCUGGCUGUGGUAAAGUGUGAUGCUGGUCAGCCUGGUGAGACUCUGAGCAGUGUCAGACAAGAGAUAACAAAAUUCCCAUUGCAUUUCCAACUUCCAAAACUUUGGACCAGCUCUUAGGUGAAAACGGGAGGAGGAACUUCAACCUAACCCAACACAAACUAUAACUUCUAAAAAGCAAAAAAAAAACCCCACAAGUAUUCCUCUAGAGAGACCUCUUUUCUCUUCUGCUCCUUUAUUUUUGCAACAAAUAGGUUGUGAAAAGGUUGGUUCUUGGCUGCUCUACCUGAGCCUCCCUCCAUGCCCCAGGCUCGGUGUGUUCAGGGUGAAGGGGGGCAGAGCUUUGGAUGCUUUCUUUAGGAUGAAGCUGAAGGAGUGGGGAAGGGAGACAGAACACGGGAUCAAAAGCAUGGCCUUGGCUUCAUACCACACUUUCUGUGCCUUGUUCUAUCAAUGUAAAUUCUGAAUGUUGUACAGUAGAGAUACUUGGGAAAGACUCCUUGGAAAAGGCUGCACUGGCUUCUUUUUUCAGCACAUGUACAUAUAUAAAUAUAUAUACAUAUAUAUAUUUGGUAAUGCCAACCAGCUGUGUUAUAUUGUCCUGGAGAAGUCAAACUGGACAGUUUGGGUGUUUCUGUAGAGUUUCAGACCUGUACGGCCCCGGCCUUUGGAGAGAAAUGUACAGAUGGGAAUAAUGGAUAUCGGCUAUUUAUGAAUAAAGAGUCUUUUACUGA